Messenger RNA from Tricharina praecox, 1011 nucleotides. RefSeq names its product ubiquitin. Gene Ontology annotation, cellular component: cytoplasm; nucleus. Gene Ontology annotation, molecular function: protein tag activity; ubiquitin protein ligase binding. The transcript is spliced from 3 exons. The coding region runs from base 244 to 768 and encodes 174 amino acids. Gene Ontology annotation, biological process: protein ubiquitination; modification-dependent protein catabolic process. The record is from RefSeq and is a predicted model, not a curated record. NCBI's taxonomy places the organism in Eukaryota, Fungi, Ascomycota, Pezizomycetes, Pezizales, Pyronemataceae.
CCGAAGGAAAAGUGCCCGGGCCGUCGCAAGUUGGAAACAUGCCAAGCAAUUCAAUUCGCCGCACAGUGGAGAGCUCCCCACCAUACCUAAUUCAACCUCUUCAUUCUUUCCUCUUCCUCUUCCUCUUCCUCCUCUACCUCUACAUCCUCCUAGACCUCCUUGACCUCCUCGACCACAUCUUCCCCCCUGUUUAUCCAUUCUACCAACCAACCUCGACGAAACUCACCAUAUCAAUCGCCCAACAUGCAGAUCUUCGUUCUCACCAUGACCGGUGGAACCCUCACUCUUGACGUUGAAAGGACAGACACCAUCCGUCACGUCAAGGCCCUCAUCAAGGAGAGGGAGGGUAUUGACGCCAUAGAUCAGCGCCUGAUUUACUCAGGAAAGCAGCUCAAGAGUGACAACACCAUCGAGGAGUAUGGCAUCCAGAAGGAGGCCACUCUCCACUUGUGCCUGCGCCAAACGGGUGGCUCGCCCAAUUCUGUCAAGACCCUUACGGGAAAGGGAAAGAUCGUCACCCAAGAGGCUGGGGCUGACAAGGCCGACGCCAUCAAGGCUUCCGAUACGGUUGACGAAAUCAAGGCUUCCGAUACGGUUGACGACUUCAAGAACAACGGCAAGGAGGGCUUCACCAUCCACAAGUAUCAGGACAGGGAGGGCUUCCACUUCUACGAGCAGCUCAUCUUCGCCGCACAGCAGUUUCAGAACGACCACGAGGUCUCUGCCCCCAGGGUUCAGAAGGGCUCCACCCACAACCCCGACCUCUAAUUACGACAUUACGAAGGAGUCCACUGUCUGUUCUGUUCUUCGCCUGCGAGAAGGACAGUAAAUGGUCGGGUUGGCUAUGCUGGGAUGAUUUGAUGGGUGUUUUUAUUUUCAUUUGUUUUGUUCGGUAGUCUUUUUUCUGUCGGUUUCAAUCUCUUCUAAGGUACUAGCUUCGGUCACUUGCGAAAUACCUAACUGUUUUAAUUCCUGGGUGUUGUUUUUUUUCUUCUUUUCUACAGACUGGAC